Molecule: messenger RNA, 2690 nt
Organism: Vespula pensylvanica (western yellowjacket)
Lineage: Eukaryota; Metazoa; Arthropoda; Insecta; Hymenoptera; Vespidae
Exons: 10
Coding region: 137-2443 (768 amino acids)
Biological process (GO): SREBP signaling pathway
Cellular component (GO): endoplasmic reticulum membrane; endoplasmic reticulum
Molecular function (GO): ubiquitin protein ligase binding; cholesterol binding
Source: RefSeq, a predicted model, not a curated record
UACAGCAGUGUAUUGCGUGGAAGUGCAGCUUCUUGCAUUUCGAUGUUGGUUUACUACACGCGAAAAUUUGUUCACACUUUAGCGAGAACAUUCGAUAUGGCCAAAUAAAUUGAGAGAAGAUCAGACGAGCAAGAAAAUGUCUGUAAAAGAGACUAGUAAGAAUAUUUCCUCAGUUUCGAAACCACAAACGUACAAGCUUGUUCAUUCAGAAAAAUUCGGAAGAUAUCUAAUAGCUGGAAAAAAUAUAAAAGCCGGCGAAGUAAUACUUCGAGAAAAGCCUGUUGCAGUUGGACCUGGUGUUUUUGAUAAUGAUUAUUUUUGUUUUGCUUGUUUAAAAUUAUUGAUCAAAGUUAACAAGGAAUUACAGUACGUUUGCACGAAAUGUUGCGUUGCUCCUUUAUGUGGUCCAGAUUGCGAGAAAAAGGAUGGUCUUCAUACACCAGAAGAGUGUCAGAUUUUCAAGGACAACCAAAAAAUAUCGAAAGAUAAACUAUACGAUAUUAUAGGAAUAUUGCUACCUUUGAGAUUAUUUCUUUUAAAGGAUAGAGAUCAGGAUCUGUGGGAAAAAGUGGAUCGCAUGGAGUCGCAUAUGGAUAAAAGAAGAGACACUCUCAUUUGGAAGGACAGAGAAGUUAACGUUAUCAAAAUUUUUCGUGAUCUACAACUGGUGACCAAUGACGAUAUCUCUACGUCGGAUUUUUUACAACAUCUCUGCGGGAUUCUCGAUGUAAACAGUUUUGAAUUGAGAUCACCUGGUAGAUUGGAUGCUCUUGUUCUACGUGGUUUAUACUUGGAAGCUUCUCUUAUUGCUCAUGAUUGUAGAGCAAAUACUCAUAUUACCGUCGAUGAUCAUUUUCAACUCACCGUAUAUGCCAGUUUGCCUAUCAAUGAGAACGACAUCAUUUACUUCAACUAUACUUCGUCACUUUUGGGUUCAGCUGAAAGAAGAGAACAUCUUCGGGAAGGGAAAUACUUCGAAUGUGAAUGUUCGGUCUGUAAAGAUCCAUAUGAAUUAGGUUCACAUUUAAGUAGCAUACGAUGUCCACGUUGCAAAGAUGGAUAUGUGGGAGCUCAAAAUCCAUUAAAAGCGAAACCAUACGAACGUGACAGUAAAUGGCAAUGUGAUAAAUGUAGAAAAAUGUACGGUGGUUAUCUCAUAAGAGCAACUUUGAAUAUAACUCGAGCGCUGAUCGACGAUUACGAUGGAUCGAAUGUGAAAGACUUGGAAUUUUUGAUUAAAAAACUCACGCUAUCUUUUCAUCCUAAUCAUUAUCUUUUGUUGGCAUUGAAACAAAAAUUAUUAGCAGCCUAUAGGAAACAAGUAGCAGGACCGAAUCCUCAAAAAAAGAUUAUUCAAAAAAUGCUCGAUUUGUGUAAGGAAGUUCUUCAAGUAUUGGAAUUGGUAGAACCUGGAAUUUCUCGACUAAAAGAACAUUAUCAAUAUAGCAAAAUGAUCCGCCAAAAAUACAUUCGAAUAUGUCUCCCUGCUUGUUUAGCGAUAGUUUUUAAUUUUUCUUUACAUCAUAUCGAAGAAGGACAUGUUGGCGUUUACUUUAGAGGUGGUGCUUUAUUGCCAUAUGUUAGUAAUCCUGGAUUUCACAUGAUGAUACCUGUAUUAACUACAUAUCGAUCUGUUCAAGUUACAUUACAAACGGAUGAAGUUAAAAAUGUACCAUGUGGUACUAGUGGUGGUGUAAUGAUCUACUUUGAUCGCAUAGAGGUUGUAAAUAUUUUAGAUGCAAAUAGUGUUUACACUAUGGUAAGAAACUUUACUGCAGACUAUGAUCGUACUUUGAUUUUUAACAAAGUACAUCAUGAGUUAAAUCAGUUUUGUUCAGUACAUACUUUACAUGAAGUAUAUAUUGAUCUAUUUGACCAAAUAGAUGAAAAUUUAAAAACUGCUUUGCAAAAAGAUCUAAAUGAUUUAGCACCAGGUCUUAACAUUCAAGCAGUAAGAGUAACCAAACCAAAAAUUCCUGAGACAAUCAGGAAAAAUUAUGAAUUAAUGGAAGCAGAAAAAACAAAACUCUUAAUAUCUACACAACAUCAAAAAGUGGUAGAAAAAGAUGCAGAAACAGAUAGAAAAAAGGCUGUCAUAGAAGCUGAAAAAGAAGCACAAGUUGCGAAAAUACAGUACAAUCAAAAGAUUAUGGAAAAAGAAUCUCUUCAACGAAUUGCAGGUAUAGAAGAUGAAAUGCAUGUUGCUAGACAAAAAAGUCGUUCUGAUGCUGAAUAUUAUCAACUAAAAAUGCAAGCAGAAGCAAAUAAAUUGCUUCUAUCUAAAGAAUUCUUGGAAUUAAAGAAAUAUGAAGCUUUAGCGCAUAAUACAAAAGUCUAUUAUGGACAAGAUAUACCAAAAAUGUUUAUGUAUAGUGGUUGUACUAAUGAUCAAGAUUUAAGUUCACAUAUAAACAUUAAAGAUACUCAACCACAAAUGUUAUAAAAUAAUUUAUUAAUAAAGAUCUCAAUAACUUAUCAUAAUGAAGCUAGAUUGAGAAAUAUAAUGAAUCAAGAUCGAAAUCAUCUGAUUACUUUCGAAUAACACUUAUAUUUUUUAAAAAUACUUUUAUUUAAGAUAUUUAAUGAUAAAAGUACUUGCACAAAAACGUGUAUUUUUCUUAUGUGUCAUUAGAUUUAAUUGGCAAUUAAUAAUGUUAAAAUCUUUUUUAAAUAAAGAACAUUAAAAAAUA